This is a messenger RNA of Cololabis saira (Pacific saury), 2049 nucleotides long. RefSeq names its product tubulin alpha-1B chain-like. The record is from RefSeq and is a predicted model, not a curated record. Gene Ontology annotation, cellular component: cytoplasm; microtubule. The coding region runs from base 1 to 2034 and encodes 677 amino acids. Gene Ontology annotation, biological process: microtubule cytoskeleton organization; mitotic cell cycle. Lineage: Eukaryota; Metazoa; Chordata; Actinopteri; Beloniformes; Belonidae. The transcript is spliced from 6 exons. Gene Ontology annotation, molecular function: structural constituent of cytoskeleton; GTP binding.
AUGGAAUCCAAACUGAGAGACAACCAAGCAGGCUUCCGACCUAACAGAUCGUGCAACUACGAGAAAGCGUUCGACUCAAUCGACAGGACUACACUGUGGAACAUCCUGGCUCACUACGGAAUCCCCUCAAAGAUAAUCAACAUGAUUAAAGUAUUCUACACCGACUUCCAAGCACAAGUAUCUCAUGAAGGAGACCUGACAGAGCCCUUCAACAUGGCCACUGGAGUGUGGCAGGGAUGCCUCUUGAGCCCGCUGCUUUUCAUAACGGCGCUGGACUGGGUGUUGAGAGAAACCACCAAAGAGGGAAGGUUAGGGAUUCAGUGGACUUUGACGACCAUGCUAGAUGAUCUAGACUUCGCGGAUGACCUUGCCCUCCUGAGCCAUACCAUCAGCCAGAUGAGACAGGAUACACAAAGAUUAGAACACAGCUCAGGUCAAGUAGGUCUGGUCAUAAACGCAAGCAAAAGCAAGGAGAUGCGAGUAAAAAUUCUGGGGAAUGCCAAACCUGUGUAUUGCAGAGAUACAGAGCUAGAGAUAGUGAAAGAGUUCACGUACCUAGGAAGCGUCAUCAGCAGUGAUGGAGACACAUCCAAGGAUGUAGAGGCACACAUAGCAGACAUGUCAGGGACUCAGGACACCAUAUUGGACUUGACACCACACCUGCAGCUAUCAGUUGAUGUGCGUGAGUGUAUCUCGGUGCACGUGGGCCAGGCCGGUGUUCAGAUUGGAAAUGCAUGCUGGGAGCUUUACUGCCUGGAGCACGGCAUCCAGCCGGACGGACAGACCCGGAGUGACAAGACAGUCGGCGGAGGAGACGACUCCUUCAACACCUUCUUCAGUGAAACUGGAGCUGGAAAACACGUGCCGAGAGCCGUCUUUGUGGACCUGGAGCCCACCGUCAUCGAUGAGGUGCGGUCGGGGACCUACCGUCAGCUGUUCCACCCCGAGCAGCUGAUCACUGGCAAGGAGGAUGCUGCCAACAACUACGCCCGCGGACACUACACCAUCGGGAAAGAAAUCAUAGACCUGGUUCUGGACCGGAUCCGGAAACUGGCGGACCAGUGCACCGGCCUGCAGGGCUUCCUGGUGUUCCACAGCUUCGGCGGGGGCACCGGCUCUGGUUUCACCUCCCUGCUGAUGGAGCGUCUGUCCGUGGACUACGGCAAGAAGUCCAAGCUGGAGUUCUCCAUCUACCCGGCCCCCCAGGUGUCCACGGCGGUGGUGGAGCCGUACAACGCCGUCCUGACCACCCACACCACCCUGGAGCACUCCGACUGCUCCUUCAUGGUGGACAACGAGGCCAUCUACGACAUCUGCCGCAGGAACCUGGACAUCGAGCGUCCCACCUACACCAACCUGAACCGGCUCAUCAGUCAGAUCGUGUCCUCCAUCACCGCCUCCCUCCGCUUCGCCGGCGCCCUCAACGUGGAUCUGACGGAGUUCCAGACCAACCUGGUGCCGUAUCCCCGGAUCCACUUCCCUCUGGCCACCUACGCCCCCGUCAUCUCGGCGGAGAAGGCCUACCACGAGCAGCUGACCGUAGCUGAGAUCACCAACGCCUGCUUCGAGCCGGCCAACCAGAUGGUGAAGUGCGACCCUCGCCACGGCAAGUACAUGGCCUGCUGCCUGCUGUACCGCGGAGACGUGGUGCCCAAAGACGUCAACGCCGCCAUAGCAACCAUCAAAACCAAGCGCAGCAUCCAGUUCGUGGACUGGUGCCCCACCGGCUUCAAGGUGGGCAUCAACUACCAGCCCCCCACCGUGGUUCCCGGGGGAGACCUGGCCAAGGUGCAGAGGGCUUUGUGCAUGCUGAGCAACACCACCGCCAUCGCCGAGGCCUGGGCCCGCCUGGACCACAAGUUUGACCUGAUGUACGCCAAGCGGGCCUUCGUCCACUGGUACGUGGGGGAGGGGAUGGAGGAGGGGGAGUUCUCCGAGGCCCGGGAGGACAUGGCGGCUCUGGAGAAGGAUUACGAGGAGGUGGGAGUUGACAGCGUUGAUGAUGGAGGAGAGGAAGAGGCAGGGGAAUAUUAAGACGUAAGCGGCAGC